CACGAAGUCUAGUCACGUGCUUCAGCGUGAGGGUUCACGCGCAAAGAAUCAACCCCCGCUGCUAACCUACCUUUCUUUUACACACCAGAACUCGGGCGAAUUGCUCACCUCGUCACCGACAAGCAGCCCACGACUGUGUGCUCCCCGCGCUCAGAAAACAGAUCAGUUAUGUUGGUGACCGCUGGUUAAAGACAACAUCAUCAUUCUGACACUCAUCCUAUCAUUGUGUUUGCGUGGCACGAACGCUGACAAAGAAUUGAGUCGACUCCGUGUUUCAUUUAGUGUUGUGACUUACUCUCACAAGGGAUACUCUUCACGGUGAUGUUAUUUACUUGCCCGCAGGUUUACAGCGCACUGAACUAAAUGGUGUUUUCGGAGGCAGGUAAAUAAGAAAUCUCGCCAAAUUUUGGGACCACAAAAUCCAUUUGUCUACUGCGUAUAUUCUUUGAUGAUGUAUUGUUUGUUUUUGUUUUUUUUAAAUAAGUUAAUUUUAAUGCGGAAUGCGUUCAUUCACAAGGUGAGGUUCACUGUCGAUAAAUCUAAAACAUUAUUGGUUUUUGUUUUGGUAAGCUGAUAAUAUAGCGAUGUAAUAUGUUGUUUGUUUAGUCGCAAUUGCUUGAAGCUCCCAUUGUAAACAAACAGAACACAUUGUACAAACGGUUGAAGUGAUAAAGCACAGUGCGUAAGGUGAGGACAAGGACUGCGUACUCGGUUAUGUUAUAAAAGAAAAACACACGUAAAUAAAAAAAAAAUAACACACACACAGAUCUUCACAUUAACUCAAGAGGUCAAUGUACUUAACGAAGUGGCGAAUUCAAUGAAGGUUUCUCAACCAACCAGCCCCCCCCUCACUAUUUUCCCACUGGUGUAGGAAGAUGUGUAUACAAAAAAAAAAAGGGGGGGGGGUGUUCCGUCCCCGGUGGUACUUUAAUCUAUAUAUUGAGGGGCGAAAUUUUCUACCACUUCCUGAGUUUUUUUCCCACUGGUGUAGGAAGAUGUGUAUACAAAAAAAAAAAGGGGGGGGGGUGUUCCGUCCCCGGUGGUACUUUUAUCUAUAUAUUGAGGGGCGAAAUUUUCUACCACUUGCAGAGUUUUUUUUCGUUGGGGAAGGGCGGCAAAAAUAGUGGCCCACCCUUGUUGGCAUUAACCUUAACUACGCCACAUCUCUCCCAAACCCCACCCCACCCCCACAGGGUAACGAAUGUGUAACAUGCAUUGAUUAUCCCCCCUGCUUUCAGUAAACUUUUUAUUUAAUGUACAAUGAAAUGUGUUUUGAUUUCUCGACUUCUAUUGUGUACCAAUAUCCAUUCACUUGGGAUGGCUAAUUGUGUACCAAUAUCCAUUCACAUGGGAUGGCUAAUUGUGUACCAAUAUCAAUUCACAUGGGAUGGCUAAUUGUGUACCAAUAUCCAUUCACAUGGGAUGGCUAAUUGUGUACCAAUAUCAAUUCACAUGGGAUGGCUUACAUUCUAAAAUGUUGUCAAAAUUUUAAGUGGCUUUUUUUUUUAAAGCUGGCACAUCACGUUGGAUCUUUGUAAAUUUGUAUGGGUAUAUUUAUAUAAAUUAUCAAUAGAUGCUCGCAUGCAUCAAACACUCUAUGCCAGGAUUACAUCAAAAGGUAGGCGCGGUCCCUGCCAGUUGGCCUUGAUGUAAAUAUUUGGCGCGUUGACAUUUGUUUCAUCCGCUCAUUGGAUGGGCUGGCAGACGUUUACAUGACAUACCUAACUAAAACAGGGGUAUAAUGCGCCCGGGGGGGGGCGGGGGGGCGGAAAAUAACUAUCACGUGAUCGCCAUAGCAAAGACACUAUUAACGAAACGAAAAACCACAGUUACGUCAUCUACAGCGAUAACAAUAUCAUUUGUGGGCGUAAUUCCAAUUGUGUUAUUUGUUUCUUUUCAACUGUUCCCUAUUCCCCGUUAACUUCAUAAUAGCAGAGUUUAUUGUAUGGCAUAAAGUAUGAAAAAGAGCCACUGACGUUAUCUCAAAUCCUCAAUCUCAAUAUUUACACGGGAGCAGUGGCGUGGGAAGAGGUUGGGGAGGUAGCGCCCCCCCUCCCCCCACGACAUACCUUUUUUAUUUAUAUUGAAGGGUUGCAUAUUCGGCCUACUGGGGAGGGUGUUUUUUUCCGUGGAAUGGGGCAUCAAAAACCUUCCCGGGUGGAACUAUCGUUGAGUUCACGUUGAGUUCACGUUAUUUCACGGGUCAAGGAUGAUGAUUGGGAAAUUGCCGUUUACAUAAAUGUUUUGAUAUUAGUUCACGCAUUAGUGUACCGUUUUUGGUCAACCUGUCCUGAUGUCCGGUCCAAAUAUUUACACAAAUAGGUCAACCUGUCCUGAUGUCCGGUCCAAAUAUUUACACAAAUAGGUCAACCUGUCCUGAUGUCAGGUCCAAAUAUUUACACAAAUAGGUCAACCUGUCCUGAUGUCAGGUCCAAAUAUUUACACAAAUAGGACAACCUGUCCUGAUGUCCGGUCCAAAUAUUUACACAAAUAGGCCAACCUGGCCUGAUGUCCGGUCCAGAUAUUUACACAAAUAGGACAACCAGUCCUGAUGUCCCGGCCUCUUAUUGACAGCUUCUAACAAUUUAUUUCCGCAUACAUAUAGCAGUAACAGUUUGUGUGUAAAAUCUUGUUAGGUUAAGACCCACUAUGCUGGAUCACGUUGAGAUCGGUCAGACUGUAGGCCCGGAUAUUCUAUUAAUGGAUUUCCACCAUGAAAUGACAAACCCUAUUAUUAUAAUAUUUUAUACAGAUUUAUAUAAACAUACUCGAAUUCAAAUACUUGCAUUUUUUUUAAGAGUCAAAAUUUCAAAAAGUUUUUUUUUUUUAAAUUGUUGUUUUGUCUGUAAAAUGUAUCUUGUUGAAUUGAACCCCCCCCCCCCCCUUUUUUUUUAAAAUAUAAAUUUUAAAAAAUUUUUUUUUUUUUAAUUUUUUUUUUUUUUUUAAAAAUUUUUUUUUUUAAAUUACCCCCCCCCCCCCCACCAACCCCUCAAUCCCCCGCCAGUGGCCCAUUUUAUAUAUACUUAUUUCCCCAGUAACUAUCGGCCAUUUGUAUAACAGACCACCAACAACCUCACUGACCACAGACUCAAUCAAAUUAAAGCUGAUGGCUGAUAAGUGAAAACUCCAAUAGCUGAUUCCUAACAGUGGCGCAGUAAAUCUCCGAGUUCUAGGUCAUGUGUACAAACAAACAGGUCUAGACUACACAUGGCAGGCUUUAAACUUGGCAACACUGGGCAGCGUCUUCUAUGUGUUGAAACUGAAAUGACUUGCCACCAAAGUGUGAGUUUGUUAAAGUAAACAUCCAGGAGGUUCGAGUUGGGUUGUUUUUUUUUUUUGUUUUUUUUGUGGUCUUUUUCCGAAGGCAACUCUCGAAGAUCUUAAAAUUUGGAAAACCGUUGCCAUGGCGAUGACUGACGCGAUGGAUGAGACGGAUUAUUCCGCCGUUGAUUUCAAUCAGCUGGAGGACAGUGUCAACAACUUUGACAGCUACGACGCGAGCAUGAGGCGACACCCCCCGUGGCUGACCGAAGGUCACUUCGUGUACCACCUGCUCAGAGAUGGCGAUGGUAAGCUGGGGUUUGUCAAGGAUGGCCAGGGAGAGCCCAUCUGCUCCCCGAGGUAAGCAAUGUGUCGUAGACCGUCUUGCCCAUUUUCCAUAGCAAGUUCCAUCUAGAUAGCACAAGCCCAUCUAUUCCCCGAGGCCAUAAUUGUGUCUUAGUAACUCUUAGUAGACUUAGCUAGGCCUAUUUUCUAGAGUCAAUUGUGUUAUCUAGAUAAGUGUUUCCCAAAUGUUAAGUUUGGAUAAAAGUGGAUAAGUUUCGAAAAUGAACCAGCAUAACUAGAGACCGGUGCCAUAUUGAUAUAUUAUAAUAUCAAUGACGUAACAACGGCUUGGCAUUGGGGCAGUUGCCAAGGGCGCCGGCCUGCGCCAGUUCAAAAGGGCGCCGCUAAAUCUCUAAUUUUAAAAUUUUUAUCCAUUUAUCAAGGGCGCCAAAAAUAAAUUAGCCAAGGGCGUCAAAAACCCAGGUACGCCUCUGUAUAUUAUAUUUUCCUUCAUUGACCAUAAAUAUUUAUGUUGUGCGAACCGACAACUUAAGGCUCGCGGACCGUUGCCGGUCCAUGGACCAUCGUCGGUCCGUGGACCAUCGUUUGGGGAACACUGAUCUUGAUAUCAUGUGACUAAAUAUGUAAGGAUAGCUACAUAAACCGAACUAAAUAAGAAGUUUUCUUAGAGCGUGUGUCUAUCUGCACGGCCGUGUGUAUGUUUGGGUCCUGGGCAUAGCCACACAAAAAGAGCACUGUGCAUAGCCAACAAAGAGACCUAUGACCAUGUAUAUCAUUUCUUCCGGAAUGUGACAUACGGAAACCUCUUAAUCAUAAUCCAGGUUCCGUGGCCCCUUGUGUUUCAACAGACACUUUCCCACCUUGCGUAAUGGAUACUCUGGAUAACCAGUCUCUCUGUUCUUGUUAUGGUAUGUGGUGAAAUUUUUGUAACUAUAGCACAAGACUUAACUGUUCGGUCGGCUCUACUCAAGGACACAGCCUUUACAGGUUGGAAGUAUCCGUACGUCCGUAUUGCUAGGUAAUUAAAUGUGGGUUUCAUACGUCAACAUUGUACCAAUUCUGUAUGUGGGGAAACCAAAUCUCUAUGUGUGAACCCAAAUCUCUAUGUGUUAAAACCAAAUCACUAUGUGGGGAACCAAAUCUUUAUGUGGGAAACCUUAUCUCUAUGAGGGGAAACCAAAUCUUUAUGUGGGGAAACCAAAUCUUUAUGUGGGGAAACCAAAUCUCUAUGUGGUGAAACCAAAUCUCUGUGUGGGGAAACCAAAUCUCUAAGUGGGAACCAAAUCUCUAUGUGGGAAACCAAAUCACUAUGUGGGAAACCAAAUCUCUAUGUGGGGAACCAAAUCUCUAUGUGGGAAACCAAAUCUCUAUGGAGGAAACCAAGUCGUUGAGCACGAAGCUGACUUCCACUGUUAACGGAUCCUUGCACAAACUUCCUUUGUUAGAUAAUCCACCAACGUUAUUUUACCCGCAGGAAGCUCCAAGACCUCUGCCAGUACGAGAUGGUUUCACAGUCCAGAAGGUUGGAGAGUCUCAAGCUGAACUCUCUCCCCUCUGACCUUUACCCUUGCCUCAUGACCGAGGCUAUCUUGCAGAAGCAGCUCAAAUCUAUUGCCUAUCUCAUUUCCACGUGGCCAUUCCCACUCUUGCACAUACAGGUUGGUCAUGCUAAGUACGACUCUCAGAUGUCCGUAGGAUUCUUUACACUGUGUUUUAUGUUGAUUUGUUUUUUGGGGGUUUUUUUUUCCCUUUUUUUUUUGUUGUUGUUUUUGGGAAAUAGGGAGUGGGGGCACACAUAUCGUUACUUGUCAAUGCUUAGAAUAUACUGUAACUUCUGGUAAUGCAAUGAAUUUUAUGGAUAAAACAUUUUUUUUUUAAAUUUAAAAAAAAAAAAAAAAAAAAAUAAAAUGUAAAUGCAAUAAUUGAACUGGUCCUGGCCAUCUGUUUAAAGGUACGCCGUUGAAACAAGUAGGCCUACAUAUGCAGGCACCCUAAUCGUAAAUUUGUGAAGAUAUUGAUCCCGUUUAAACUGGAUGUUUGAUUAACCGAUUGACUCCAGUUGCUUGUCUGAUGACGUAAUGGGGUCCAUUGGAAGUCUGAGGCAACAAUGGGAGACUUGGAUAUUGCUUGGAUACUUGUGAAAUUUUUUUGUUGAAAAAAAAUCAAGGACGUUUUACUUAAGGGAUCCCCAGUCAUCAUUGAAUGGGCCAGUGGGUUGAGGUUAUGAACCCCUGUUUAUAAUGCGAGAUACUCCGUUUCAUUUUGGCAGAGUCUGAUCCCCGAUGAGGAGCUGGUCUGCAAUGAUUACUUGACCUUGGCCUUGGAGAAUGGCGAGGGUAUGUCGUUGAUGGACAGUUUUGCUCUGGGUCUGCUGAGUCUCAAACCUCACUCUCGACUAAAGUGUGUCAACUUUACUGGGUUCAGACACGGUAAGAAAGUGCUCACUAGAAAACUAAAAGGUGGUUUUUGUCGUAGUGGAUAAAUACAAAACAUUAAAAAGAAGAAGAAAAAAACACUUUCCACUACUAUUUGAAUUGUUAGGUAUCUUUACAAAUAUUUCAUCUAUAUAUCGAGAAAAAAAAGGAAAAACAGCAGUUAUUCCACCUAAGAUGCCAGAUAUUCCUUAAACGACCAAUGAUAAAGGCUCAACACAGAAAUUUUAAAAAAUGGACAUAAGUUUUGAAAAUAAAUAAUCUGACCCCCCCCCCCCCCCCCCCCGAUCGUCGGUUGUGUAGAGAACUGAUGAGACUUCCCAUUGUGUGGAUGAGACCAGGAGACAGGCAGUCGGGAUAUUUACACAGUUUGUUGAGGAAGACAUUAGGUGAGGAUAUUAUGAGGUAGUGCGGGAUGGAGUGAUGGCUAUGGAGAUUUUUGGGUGGGAGGUUAUCGAGCAAUGAUCGCGGAAAUGGUGGAACAUAAUAGGAUGGCAUGAUGGGAGGGGAGAAAAGUUGUUAAUGAAUGAAAAGGUUGGAUUAGAUGUUUAGUUAAUGAAAUAGGAUUAUCAACAACAAAAAACGUGAACAAAUAAUUAAUUGAUAAUGAUAAAGUGUUUAUUUUAUGAUGGUUGAUGUGGGACUCCGUUUCGCUUAGCCUUAGAUAGAAUAAAAGACUCACUGAAGUAUAAUUUAUUUGUGAAAAUUUGUCAUGAGUGGUUUCAAAGUGGCGUCACAGUGGCACCGGUUCUUCAUAAUCCUAACCUUGCCUGGCGACCAUCAUUCACUGUUGUACUCAACUGGCCAUAAUGUUUUUCAAAUUUUCAAGAACAAUUAUUUUGAACCAAUUUCUAUUUUAUUUUAGCUAAACUCCCAUGGUUAUGGCUUUACUAAUUUUGCACUUUUCAAUUUAGUGCUCAUCAUAUACGGUCAUAUGGUCCCUAGCUUCACCCUUCUGUUUGUACAGCUUCUAUCCACACAUACAUUAUUUUCAACCAACUUAAUUUUGUUUCAUCCCCAGCCAUAAGUAAAGACAAAGUACAAAGAUAUCUGAAUAGAAUCUCAUGUAUUUAUUCCAACAUUGAUUUAUUAGUUCGCCAUGGCCACAUGUUUGGUGAGUCUAGCAAUUUAAAUCUGGCAUAUCCUCUUUUGUGAUAUGUUGUCAAGCUUUUGUUGUUUAUUUUAUUUGACUGCUAAGAUCUACGUAAGAUCUGCUCACAUAUUUUUGGAUAAGUAAGCUUAAUAAAAUUAUGCAUGCAUGCAAUUUUUAAUUUGCUUAAUUUUGGACACUCAUCGUUGCAUGAUUGGGGCACAUAAAUGACUUAAUGUUUAUCACAUGCAGGCCUAUCUGGCCCAUACUUUCCGUAAGACAAGAGUUCAGUACAGGUGAACAAAUCUUGAUACAACUACCUAUGAAUGUAUGAAAUCACUAAAUCCUACAGUGGCCACAAGAUCCACCUCACAUCACAAAGGCUAAACAAUGCUCUAGAAGUGAGAAAAGUAUCUCUAAAAAAUUUAACAAAUGAGUUUUGACUACUUCACUUUCUAUUAAAAUAGUUUCCGGACUUAUACUGCACUUCAAGAAGGGAGGCAUCGCUUUAAGAAUUUGUGCACCACAUCAGUUAGAAAUUGUAAAUUGAUAAAGCCUGCUAUUAGAAUUAAACAAACAAAAUAAACUAUGUACAAUUUACAAAACUGAAUAGGCCUACAUAUAAUGGAAAUGAGAUUUAAAUAUAUGCCUCCUUUUGUUCUUUUAAAAUAUUAUGCUUUGGGCUGUUGAAAAUAACAUUUUCAAUAGUGGGUCCCUUGCCAGUUAUUUAGAGCCAUUUUCUAGAUUAUUACAGAAAAAAAAAUCCUAUUAUAAUAACUAGAUAAAAUAUUACUAAAAUCAUUAAACUAAUUUCACUCUAUUACUUUUAAAUUGUGUUAUUAUUUUGAAACAUUCAUGGUUCACAUUUUCAAUUUUCUUUUUCAUCAGGCCGUUUUUUCUUGUGGGGAAGGUACUUUAUUGUUCUUGGUUUUUUUUUUAAAGGGACAUUUUUUAAAUGCUUUUGAAAAUUUUUUAAAAUUUUAUGUAAAUAGGAAAUAAAUAGCUUGCUAUCUUCAAAUAUAAAAUUUAAUAUUAUGCAUAAUCUCUUAUGGCACUCAUAAUUCUCGUAAAUGUAUUAUUAACAUAAUUUGUUCUUUAUUUUUAAAACUCUAACCAACCAUAACAUUUCAUCAGAUUUAUGCAUGUACUAUUAACCAAUCUGAACCUUUCUCUAGGCCCUGUGACCAUAGCUCUUGACUGCAAGUUAACGAUUGAUGAUGUCCCCAUUGGCUUAGCUUUACAAGGCCACUCCCCUUUUCGCUAUGUGUGUCAGAGGGCGUGGCUAGAGGUUCUGCCUGAUGUGUGUCUUCCAGUGUCGCUAAUCAACAAAGUGUUAGAACCUAGAGUAUGUUUAUAAUUUUCAAAUGUCAAAAUUCUUAAGGAGAGCUUUGACACCUGGCUACAUAGUUUACAAAUGCUUUGCCUAUCGUAAGGUUGUUACUUUUUAAAUUGAAUAUGUUUUAUAUAAUUUUGAAUGGAAUUAUUAAAAAUCAAAAUUUCUUUGUGUAUGACAACAUGUGACCUAAGAUAUUUAUGCAAAUUUAGAAGUAACUAUUUAAAAUGUUAUCAUUUACAGAUGAUCACCCCCAUAGCUUUAACAGAUCAUCACACCAUAUACAAUGAGUAAAAAUUACAGAUGAUAAAAAUUGAAAAUUAGCAUCUAAUACAAGUUCAUAAAAAGCAGAUUGUGUAACUUUUCCCUUUCAAUGACAUUGCAGUAUUUAACUCAUAUUGAGAUUGAAGACAGCGAAGUUUGUUCUGAUCCCUGUCGUUGGGAAUGUCUUCUUGAAGGAUUGUCUCAAUUGUCAGAGUUGCAGUGUCUCUCUCUGCCUAACUCUAUCCAUGUGACGCUUCUGCCAACAGCCUUGUCUCAGCUGUGUGCUGUGUUCAAAUCACUGAGUAAUCUCAGAAAAGUAAUUAAUUGAAAUAAGGUUAAGGGGUUACUUUUAUUCUUGUCAAGCUUAAAACAGCAUGACUUUAUUUCUUAAUCUUCCUAUAGACAUGGCUAUUGUUACAAUCUCAGAUUUAAGUGUUUACUUACAUAUUUUUAUAAAGAAAACUUUGAAAAAUAAUAAAUUUGGCAUUAUUUGAAUGUUUAUAAAUUGUAUAUGAGUGUACAACAUCUCCCUUCCCCAGUUAAAUUUGGCCUCAUGUACAUUGAAAGACUCACUGGACAGCUUGUUGUCCUACUUAACAUGCAGCCUGACCUACUUGAACCUCAGAGAUUGUAGACUGACACCAUCAGACAUUAGAUCUCUACUUGUGUGGUCUAAACUGUCUUCUCUGAGAGAACUGAACUUGAGCAGAAAUAAUCUUAGCUCUCUUUCCCCAUUGGUAUGUAUUUACAUAUUCUUGCUUGUACCUCAAGAUUUAUUGGCAUUAUGAUUUUUCUUUCAUUGGUCAUUAUUUGCUGCCUAUAUGAAGUUAAUUAAGUUAUUGCUAUGAAAAGCUGUACUUGUGACAUUCAAAUUAUUAAUUAUCUACUUUUCAUGGCUUGUUGCAUCUCUUGACAUAAUUAUUUAAAAAGGUCUGACCUUUCAGCUCAAAAACACAUCAGUCAUAAGCACAAUUUCUGAAAUACUCGAAAUUUUGUUGAAGGGUGAUGAGUCAAGUGUACUUGUUAAAUUGUGUAAAAAAAGGUACAUAUUAGAUAAAUCCCUCUAAUGACAAACACAUAGUUUAGAGCAAGGUAUUAACAUCACUAAAAGUCAAUGAAAUUGUGAAGCCACCAAAAAAUUAUUGUUCAUGGGGUCAAAUCAAUAGAAAAAUUGAGCUCAGCAGAGUUUAUUUUCUCACUGUGUUGUAGUUAAUUCUGUCACUUUUACUCUAUGUUGUGUUUUAUUUUCUCCAUAGAUUGCUAACAUGCUAGUGAGGAUGGAGCUGAUCACUUGCUUCUCUGUGUCAUUCUGUUCACUGACGCUAGAAGGAAUUCGCCACAUUGUGCGUCACUGUAUGGACUGCUCCUACUUGAAGGUGUUGUGCGUUCAAUCAUUCAUACCACCGCCAUCAUACGAGGUCAGUCUACAUUGUCUUACAUUACUUUUUUGUCUUCUAAUUUGUCAAUUAAAAAAAAAAAAGAUUCUUAUUUGGGGUGUGCCAAUUACUUUAUACUAGCAAACCACCUAUGAGCUCACCCUCCCCCCUAACCAGAUGACUCGUUGGUCCUGGUCGAUUUUGACGGAUGAACAACACAACAACUAGCACAAAUAUAAUUUUCUGGUUUGACGUUCCUCUUCCUUAAUCUUAAUCAAAAUGUUGAUAUUGUAAAAUAUAAAUUACAUUGAUUUCUUAAAUGUAAAACAUGAGAAACAAAACACUUUGUUUGCUGUAAGUCUUAACUCUGUAACUAGUUUUUAAAAUAGAACAUUUUAACAACAUCAAAAAUAUUACUUUAAAAAUGUAAAUAAGCUGAAUUUAUUUGAAGCUUCAUUGUAUAUGGUAUAGAACCAUAAUUUCCUUAAAAUUUUUUUUUUAUUUUAGAUAUUUUUUCAUGAACAGGUUAGGGGUAUCCUGGAAGACUGUGCCAACAUUUCCACCCUACAGAAAUGUGUCUUGUUACCAGAAGCCUAUGCCUUCCCAGGGACACAUAUCUCACAGAGGGCAGACAACCACAGCAGGACUGUCAUUCUGUGCUCCCAGUACUUGGAUCAACUUGGCCGAUCGGACAUAGAGCUUGAGUAAAUAAAUGUGUUGGCUUGCUGUACUUAAAUCAUCAGUUGUGUAGGUUGAGCUGCUAGCUUGCUGAUCUUUAUGUAGUAAAAUGACCUGAAAAAUUUCUUGUACAAUAAGAUUAAUAUGUCAAAUUUGGACAGUUUUAAGUGAAAGCAAUCAAACUUGGUUGAAGCAAAGCUAAAACCAGACACAAGUGUUAGGCAUUCCACUAUUCAUUAAAUAAAUGCCUUACAUUUGUUUGCACCCAUUGUCUAUCAAACAAGUUGGCUGACAGGAGACUGAUGUGGCUAUUUUUACAUAAGAAUAUCCACAAGCAGUUGCAUUCAUUAGGGCAACUGAGCUUUUCAUCAAAUCAGUUUGGAAAUACACUGCGAUCUAUUAAUUUAUUCCCCGGUAAAUUUGAUUAAACCACGGUAAAUGCCAGUGCAUUAUGGGACAUGCUGAAACUACUUUAGAAAUGUAAGUACAAACUCUGAACAAAUGAUACUGCACUCAAACAGCUGAGUGCCAUUGACAAAGAUGUUUUAAACAUACAUGACUCUGGUUCAGUCAGUGUUGAUUACUACUCCUCACUUCAGUCACCAUUCCUCUUUCUCUUUCUCAAACAUUUAUGUCACAUGUUCAUGUACGGUAUUCAUUUUUGUAUCUUUGUUUUGUAUCUUUGAGUUAGUGAAAAACAAAUUGCUUAGGAAAUAAUUUUUUAAAUAAAUAAAAUAAAAUAUAUUUUUAUAGACAAGUGUGCAACAUCGAUUGGUUAAACAACUGUAUUUGUUGAGAAAUUUUUUAAUUAGUUAAUAAGCGUGCUCCUAGGAGCAUUUUGAAAAAACAUAAGGAUAACAAAAAAAUUCCUACAAUAAAGUCUGACAUCUUUUGUCCCAUUGUCUUACUUAAACAGAUAUUAACUUAGAUUAGGAUAGGUUUAAUUUGUCAAUAAUCUAGAAGUACACAAAUUCAUGCUGAAUCUCUAACCAGUAUUCUAUUGCUAUUAUCACAUAAUGACAUUUUAAGUACAUUUAUUGGGAACAUGAAAUUAUAGAAGUAUGACCCUUAUUAAUAAAGACAGAGAUAGGGUCUGGUUGUCUUUUUGUGCAUCCUCACUUGGACUGGUGCCUAACAGGUUUUUAACUAGUACAAAACUUGGUAGCACUAAAAAUGGCAACCACAAGCCAAAAUCUGGCAAUACCCUAGAAUCUUUAAAGACAUCAUUUCUCUAAUUCAAAUGAAUUAAAAAUAUAUAUUUUUUUUUAAAUCAACCAACUGACAAGUGGUAAGAGAGGGAAUAUAACAAUGUCAUAUGAUUACCCAUAAAGUGAUGACACAUUUUAAGUUUUUGAUAAGUUGAAUGUAAAUGUAUGUAAUAUUGUAGGAUUUUGUGUUUGUUUGGUUUGGGGGGGGGGGGGAUGAGUAACAUGUGUUUGUUUGGUUGGGGGGGGGGGAUGAGUAACACAUUAUUCUAUAUAUUGAGUGGUUGACAGCCAACUGUAGGGUAUUAUGUGUGGAUAUGUGGCACAAGUGUCAUCAGGGUCCUGGAAAUAACCAUAGCUAUACCAAGGCAUGAAUGGGAGGAUUAGUUUCUCUUCUUUAAAAUUUCAAAACGUUUCAGGAGUAAUGGAAAACAAAUUGUUUAAAGGCUAUUUUUUAAAAUUUGACAAAACAUGCAUACAAGAAAUGCAUUUUAUAAGAAUCCCAAUUAGUAGGUCUAUUGCUUAAAGGCCAGCAGGUAGGGUGUAGGACUGUCUGUAGGCCUAUUGUUUAAAGGCCAGCAGGUAGGGUGUAGGACUGUCUGUAGGCCUAUUGUUUAAAGGCCAGCAGGUAGGGUGUAGGACUGUUGCAGACUACUUUUUUUAAGGCCUGCAGGUAGGGUGUAGGACUGUCUGUAGGCCUUUUGUUUAAAGGCCAGCAGGUAAGGUGUAGGACUGUCUGUAUGCCUAUUGUUUAAAGGCCAGCAGGUAGGGUGUAGGACUGUCUGUAGGCCUAGUGUUUAAAGGCUGACAUACAUUACAGAAAAUGAGAUGUUAACUAUUUUUUUUUUUUGUGACACUUGGACACACAGGGUAUUUUCUCAAAAUACUCAGACGCACUGU
Messenger RNA from Lymnaea stagnalis (great pond snail), 12845 nucleotides. Lineage: Eukaryota; Metazoa; Mollusca; Gastropoda; Lymnaeidae. The record is from the annotation of a GenBank genome assembly.